AUGACAAACUGUGUAUUUGGAACUGCCAUUCUAUUUGCUUUAAGUUUGCUGCCAUUUCCGUGUGAGGGUAUGUUGUUGUAUGUUGUUUCCAUGCAUGCAUGUGAGUCAGGCAUGAUCUGUGCCGGUGUAUAGGUAUUGCCAAUAAUAACGAGCUUUCGUUGGUAGGACCUGAAAAAUAUAUGCUCGUCUUAAAAUUAUAUCGGACGAAUAAAUCAAGCAGAGUUUAGGGACCAUUCAUUAUUUAUGACGGGGGUGGGUGGCAAAAUUCAAUUAACAACUAAACAAAAUGUCCUGCCCUCCCCGUGCAUCACAAAAAAAUUGAAUGACCCCCUUCACAUGAAUUCCAGGAAAAACAGUAAUCCCCCACCACCACCACUACCACCGAUGUAUACAUAGACACAUGUCCAGGAAUCAGAUCUACAUUUACUUGUGCUUUCAGCAAUUAAGUAUGCUUAGCUAAUCAGAACAAACUCUGCUAAUCCAAACUUUAGACUGGCCAGAAGAAUUUUGAUAAAAAUUAAAUCCAGUUUCAGUGUAUUUUCUACACUACAAGUAUAUAUUCUCUACUAUAGCACACAUUAUGUACUUACUAAAUUAAACCAUGUAUACUAGUAUAUAUACUAUACAGGGUGUAUAUAAAAAAAAGGUAAUCGAACUUCAGCGCGCUAUUAUACGUGAAUUACUUGGCGUAUGAACAAUUAGUUUUCAUAUUCGGAAAGAUCAGGCUUUUAGCUAUUGAAUGACAUGCUUUUCAUGCCAAGUGGAGAAAAAAUAAGCAUGUAUACAAGGCCGAUUAAAAAUGUUAGUCAAAAUCGCAUAUUUUCACCUCUGUGCCUAAUUAAAACAAUGCAUAACAAAAGAAAAAGCAAUUAAUCACGAACGUGUCGUAGAUUUAUUCCGACUUAAUAAUUAUUAUGAAUAUAUGUGUGCAGUUUAAUGAAGUGAAAUUCAUCAACUUAAAUCCUAAAGGGGGUUCAUUUUCAAUGGUUUUAGACCCAACUCUCAACGGUGAAAAUAUGCGAUUCUGACUAACAUUUUUUAUCAGAUUCGUAUUUGCUCAUUUUUUAUCCAUUUGGCAUGAAGAAGAUAUCAUUCAACAGCUAAAAGCAUAAUCUUCUCGAAUGUGAAAAAGUAUCGUUCACACGCAGAGUAAUUCAGAUACAAUAGCGCGCUGAAGUUUGAUUACCUUUUUUUUUAUACACCCUGUAGUGUAUACAGUUGGUAUAUGCCAAACUCGCUCUGGACGUAAUGUUGCUACAUCGCUUACUCGUUAUCGUGACUGUCUUUUUUAUUAAAAUGUACAUCAGGGAAACAUGACAAAAAUUUAUGGCAAGUUCAUGGCAAAAGUUAUAAGGAAGAUGUUCGAUUGUUUUUCAUAUUAGCUGCGCGCAUUGCAUUUUGGGUAUUUGCGCAUUGCAUUUUGGGUCUAUCUGUCGGAUUAAAAUUGAGAAUUUUGCCAGCUACACUAAUAGCUGCCUUGCUCGCUCCUUGCGGUAGCAAUAACCGUUACAUGUCGAAUUUCCCCCCACUAAAAUAAAACAACUGGCCCCCCCCUUCUGAACCAAUAUUUUUAGGUGGUCCCCCUUUUUGGUCAAAAAGACCCACCCCCUUUUUUGCCAGCCCACCCCCUGUCAUAAAUAAUGAAUGGUCCCUAAUAAACUGGUAAACUUGAUAGUUGUUGAUAAGUUAAAAGAGACUGAGAUACGAUUGAGGAUUUCCGAACUUUUCAGGUUUAUCCGUCCAAUGGUUUUUGUUUCAUAUUUAUAUACCAGGCGGAAUCAUGUUUUUGGGGCCGCUGUAAUUGGCAAUAUAGCUGUUGUGGUUUCCCAGCCAAUGAAUGUAUAAGUAUGAUGGCAAAGUAAAUAAAUAAAUAAAUUAGACGAGUUUCCUGUCUUAGGCCUUAGGGGCUGUUUUAUAUAAUCGAGACGUCUUCCCUAGCGGCACAGAAUACUACACAGAAGGCCAUCUCCAUUGUUUUUAGCGUAAGCGCUAUUCGUCAUGAUUCGUCACUCAGCAAGUACCGUAAACAGAAGCAGUCCCCCCCUAGAAAUACUAAAAAUGGCGAACGUCCAGGGGGGUGACUGCUUCUGUUUACGGUACUUGCUGAGUGACGAAUCAUGACGAAUAACGCUUACGCAAAAAACAAUGGAGAUGGACUUCUGUGUAGUAUUCUGUGCUAGCGGAACGAAUAUUUUCCUGCGUUCGAAUUCACAUGGAGUUUUUCAUCCCGCUUGCCGAGAUAAAAUUACAAUGUUAUAGUUCUAUCAUUAGUGAGUGCAAAACUUCUACAUUUUUCUUCUUACUUAGUGUUUUUCUUCAUUUUUUACAAGAAAAAGUAUUGCUUUGGCUGCAUAUUUAAUACUUGUUUACAAGACAAACAUAAAACUAAGUAAAAAAGUGUUAAAUUAAACGGCAAAAACCGAAUUACGCGGACGGACAUAUAUAGGUCUUUUAAUAUGAAUUCGGCUAAUAUAUGCAACUGAUUUGUCGAUUUAGGAAAGAUCACCUCACCACCUGAUGGGACCAGGUUAACUUUUUUACCUGGAUCAACUGACAAAAUACAGUGGACAUUUGAUGAUGAUAUAUCUUCACUGCGAUAUCGAAAUUAUCGUUUCACAAGCAGCAACGGUUCGCAACCAGAGCAACUUGCAAGAAUAUACAGUAAUGGUAAAACUCGAAUAUUUAAUAGCAGUUUACCUGGGAUUGCAAUAGAAAAGCCAGCAACAUUGGUUUUAAAAAACAUUGAUCUCAGAAAUAAUGGGACUUACCGGUUUGAACUUCGCCAUUCUUUUUCUCGCAUAGCCCUUGGGCGCCGUACGCGUUUUACAUCCAAUGAAGUUGUGGUUUUUGUUGCAGGCAAGUAUACCGCCAUUCAAAAUAAUUUUUCAUUCAAAAUAAUUCUGCUUUAAUUCAGCGGUCGACAAAUAGGAUCAAGUUUAUGUAUUGCUUAAUAUCAUGCAUCAGCAGAAUUUCAUAGUCACUGCAAAUCAAGACUCUAUACCGCCAACCUUGGUAUUAAAACUUUCGCGUAUAUGUUAAAGAAAGGCAUAGAGAGAAUUUUAAAUAUUUUUUGAAUUUGUAAGAAUAUAAUAGCCUUUUUCCAAAUAUGGCUCAAAUGAAUCAAUUAUUAUGCGGUGUUUCAGUGCGGCAUGAUUACUGCGGUUAUAUACAUUAACGCCUGUAUUCUAAAAGCUCACUCACACUCCAUGAGUGGAGGUUAAAUCUGAGCUUCUUUCAGGCAUUAUUCCAUUAAAAUAGCGUGUCCUUGUACACACUUUGUGUCCUUGUAAAAGGCGAAUGUGCCCUUGUAAAUUGAAAAGUGUGUACUUGAAAAUAUAUUAAACUGAAAAUAUAUUAAUGUAAUCCACGCAAAAUUGCCAAAGAUUUUAAAAAUUCUGUUCUCAGAACUCUGGAAAUGCCAUUUCAGAGACCCCCUUAAAAGCUCGCGUUUUCGACGCUAAACUUGUGGCUUCGGCACUCUUUCUCGUGAGUCUGCGCAUUUAUACCAAAAAUACGCCUCUGAAGGCAAAGUGUGUCCUUGUAAAAAUUCCGUAUUUUAAUGCCUGGCUUCUUUUGAGUGUCAAUGCUCUUUUUGAAUAGCUGGAUGGUGAGUAGUCACACAGUAAGAUAUGACACUAACCAUCCAGCUAUUCAAAAACAGCAAUGACACUCGAGAGAGACUCAGAUUGAACUUCCACUCAUUGAGUGUGAGUGUAUAAGUGAGCUUUUAGAAUACGGGCGUAAGUAAUGUUUCAAAUCCGACUACGAGGAUUGGAUCAAAAUGCGAGGACUUGAAAUCUAGUCCAAUCCGAAUUGGAGGAUUUGGAAUGACAUCUCAUACGAAUAAAUCACUACUCAGAGUGAGGUGAAUUAAUUUUGAUCCAGUCCAAGGACUGAAUUAAUUUUGAUCCAGCCCUAGGACUGUAACAAUAUACUUCAUUAGGUAUCCAAUAUUAUCAUGUGAGCAAAAUAAAGUAAUAUGGCUGGCUAAUUUGCUCAUGAAUUAUUAGGGAGUUUUAAAUUUUUAUUUCAGUGAAGCCAACUGUGACAAUGAGUUGUUCCAGUCCUGUCACAGUAAAUGAAGGUGAUAACUUUACAUGUGUAUGUAGAAGUGAAGGUGGAAACCCUCCAGCCAAUGUAACUUGGUAUGAUAAAGAUGGCGUCCAGAUUGGUGGAACAGGAAAAGAAGGACAAACAUUAACUCUCAGCAAUGUUGAUGGAAGAGACAGUGGAACAUACAAGUGUGUGGCCCAAAGCCACAUCAAUGCAACGGAGGAAAAACCAAUCGAAGUAAGACUUAAUUGUAAGUAUAAUAUUGAUGCUCUCCCAUUAGACAUAAUGUUUCAAGCAUUGUAACUUAACAAGCAUUGUAACUAGAAUUUUAAAAUAUUAAAUCAGAAAUCUUUUCCCUUGUAGUCUCUCCUCAAUGCCCAUUAUAGGGAUUCACUUUUGAACGAGGUUGGCCGGAUGCACCAGACAUCAAAACCACCGGAUUGUGAGAUAGUUUCAUCCGGUAUCCGGCCUAAUCGAUGCCGGAUACUAUUUGUACAUUGUAUAUAAUAUUUAGGUCGUACACUAUAGUUGCAUGCCUGUUUCCACCAUUUUUGAUCGAGGUUUUGUUUCUUUACAGUGAAACCUAGCAAGACAGCCAUCACGUUUACACCUGAAAAAGUCGUAGUUGGUAAAUCAGUUACGAUAACAUGUGAAUCUAAUGGUUUUCCUGAACCAAGUUAUACCAUAGUCCAUAAUGACACUGAGAUCAGUAACAUGAAGACGCUUAACGUAUCUGGGGUGGAGUGGAGUGAUGCUGGAUCAUACCAAUGUGUUGCAAUCAAUAAACUUGGACGUCAUUCAAAGAGCUAUUGUUUGACCGUCGUAGGUACAAGACAUUUUUUAACUAUAUAACUGGGGGAAUAUUGGGAAUUGCAGUCCUAGGGGUAGAAAAAUACAAAACCAGAUCCUUUACUAUUAAAUGCAAUACACACCAAACUUUUUGUUACCAACAACCAUCUAUCAUUUCUCCACACUCUUUAUAGUCAACCACGUGCUUUAUAGUAUGAUCCCUUUUUGUAGAUCACCCCGUAGAUUUUAGUAUAUGCAUAAAUAAAUUGGUGCAAGUAUCUGGUCCUGGAACUCAUGAAUGAAUUGGUUUUCAUUUCCUUCUAACCUAACUUCACUGAUACAUACAUGAUCAGAACAACAGAGAAACUAUGUUUAAUAUUAUUUUAAAGAAUCAACACAGCAUCGAUCAAAAUGCCAUUAGCAAAAUUUUAAUGCCUUAAUUUCCCGACUGUUUCUGACAUUCUGUGUUUAGGAGAGACUGCAGCUUCUAAGCCUAGCAAAGUUGAUAGUGAUAGCAGUGCAGGAACUGUUGCACUAUGGCAUGUCGUGGUAUCUUUGGUGUCUGGAAUUAUCAUUGGCAUUCUCCUUUCCUACAUUGUCUUUGUAUUGUAUUUUCGUCGCCGUUGGUGUAGGAACAGAAACUCUGAACGAAACCCUGACGAUCCGACAACUGAAGCUGAUACAACCUACCAAGCCCUGGAUCUUAAAAAAAUGAACACAAAUCUAGAAAAUGAUUAUCAAUCGUUGCAAGUGAAUGACGCAUCAAAUUACGAAAACGUUACUUAG
Paramuricea clavata is the source of this 5628-nucleotide messenger RNA. Lineage: Eukaryota; Metazoa; Cnidaria; Anthozoa; Malacalcyonacea; Plexauridae. The record is from the annotation of a GenBank genome assembly.